AUGUCCAGCAAGCUCGACAAGCCUCUUGACGACAUCGUCUCGGCCAAGCGCCAGUCUGCCCGCAACCGCCGCUCUUCUCAGCGACGUUCAACUGGCCCCAAAGUUGCCGCCCCUGUUGGUGGUAUUCAGAAGGCUUCUAAGCCUGCUCGUGGCAGCGCAGCCAAACCCGCUCCUGCCAAAGCCGCGGCUGCUCAUGGAGAGAGCAAGGUUAUUGUCAGCAAUCUGCCCAAGGACGUCUCGGAGCAGCAGAUCAAGGAAUAUUUUGUCCAAGCCGUUGGACCCAUCAAGAGAGUCGACCUCGUUUAUGGCCCCAACUCUGUUAGUCGCGGCAUCGCCAAUGUCACUUUCCACAAGCCGGACGGCGCUGGCAAAGCUUUCCAGAAGCUGAAUGGCCUCCUUGUUGACAACCGGCCCAUCAAGAUCGAAAUCGUCGUCGGUGCCGCUCAGGCCGACAAAGUCAUGCCUGCGGUCAAGUCCCUGGCCGAACGAGCUACUCAACCCAAGGCUCAGCCCAAGUCAGCUGCUUCUGGCAAGGGUGCUACCGGUGGCGUUGGAAAAGCUGGCAAUGCCAAGGCAGCCAACAAGAAGCGCCGUGGCCGCAGCGCUCGCCCUGCUAAGAAGACAGCUGAGGAGCUGGAUUCGGAGAUGACAGACUACUUCAAGAGUAAUGCCGAAGGUGCAAAUGCUGGAGCUGCCGGUGCUACUGGCGCAGCCGGCGCCACUGGUGACGCUCCCAUGGAGGAUGAGAUCAUGUAA
This is a messenger RNA of Metarhizium brunneum ARSEF 3297, 756 nucleotides long. RefSeq names its product mRNA export protein mlo3 (gene mlo3). Lineage: Eukaryota; Fungi; Ascomycota; Sordariomycetes; Hypocreales; Clavicipitaceae. Gene Ontology annotation, biological process: mRNA export from nucleus. Gene Ontology annotation, cellular component: nucleus. The record is from RefSeq and is a predicted model, not a curated record. Gene Ontology annotation, molecular function: mRNA binding.